Molecule: messenger RNA, 1956 nt
Organism: Aspergillus affinis
Lineage: Eukaryota; Fungi; Ascomycota; Eurotiomycetes; Eurotiales; Aspergillaceae
Exons: 1
Coding region: 1-1956 (651 amino acids)
Source: RefSeq, a predicted model, not a curated record
AUGGUCCGCCGACGACUCAACAAGCCUAAGGCGGUCAUGGCCAGGGACCGCCAAUUCUGGUCCUGGGCCAGGAUCAGGCUCCCCCGGGAUCAGAAGGACGAUGUGAUAUCGCGUCUGAUGGAUCGGCUCUAUGCCGAGGGUCUGCUCAGCGUGGAUAUGAGAUUGGCUCGUAUCCGGGCCCGGGUAGAUGAGAGUAUUGCGAGGCAAAUCGAGCUGAUGCCUGCCGCUUUCCAUGCUCUGCAUGCCCGUUGGGGGGCGGAAAUGCAGCGUCGGUUUCGACUGAUGGUCACAGCGAGAAAGAGAUAUUAUCUAGCUGCCAGGGAAGGAAGUCCUCGCAGGGGAGGCACUUCUCAGAGAGGUCAAGCCAGCGAGAGAGGAGGAAAUCGGGGUGCGCAACAACAACAACAACAACAACAACAACAACAACAACAACAACAACAACAACAACAGCAGCAGCAGCAGCAGCAGCAGGAGUCUCAACAACGGGAAUCUCAGCAACAAGAAGACGAACAAAUGGAAGAAGAAGAAGAAGAGUUCUCAGAGGCACGUUCGGUGCCAUGGUCCGAUAGCUCGUCAUCUUCUGAUGACGCACCACCGAGAGAGCAACUAUCUCCCAUCCUGGGAUCAUCAACUCCCGAAGAUCCCAGGCCGAUGGACGUAGACCUACCAGCGCCAGCGUUGAAAACACCUCACAGAGCCUCAGCGGGCAAGAUCCAGCUAUUUUCCCCCAACUACGAAACACCAAGAUCUCCAGUCGAUAGUCACGUCUCGGAGUCCUUACGGGCCUCACCAGCCUCGCCUCCCCCCGAGCAAGAACCGGCAGGAAUUUCCGCCACGAAUGAGAUCCAGAACACUCAACCGGAAAUCCAAUCGACGGCGACGCCUAGUCGGGGGGGAGACGAGGUAUCAGAGGUUUCCACGGAGCCGAAGUCUCCUCCAGAAGAUGCAAUGCGUAAGGACCUUGUUUUGGAUGAGGAUUAUGAUGAUAUAUCUACCGAAUCUUCUGCGAAGGAGGUUCCGGGAGCUAGCCAGGUUGAAGAAACCCCUCGUGAAACAGGUCAAUCUAGCGGAGAUCUUGCUGAAGAGCAUCCCGAAGAGCACCCCGAAGAGGUACGACCUGAAGAGCACCCUGAAGAGGAGCCAUCCCAAGAAGCGCAAUCACAGCAUCGACACCCCCCUAAAGAUGAUCUUCCAGAUUAUACCUCAGACGACUAUGAGGCCGAGCAGAAGCGUAACCCAAUUACACCACGAUCCCAAGGACAAAUUGAUCAAAUGCCAUCUUCCUCGUAUAGCCAAGAACAAUUCACCCAGUAUCGCCAAUCUGGAUACAGAUCACCAUCCAGCGGUUCGAUCACCGAGAAAGAUAUUCCCUCAGAAGACUCUGAGGACGAUAUACCAUCAGCUCACCUACCCUCUGCCGGUCCCGGGUUCCAUAUCCCAAACCUCUACGACUCAUUCUCGGAAGAUUUCCUGGACGAUGAACCCCCAGUCAACGUACCUUCCACUGGUUCAGCGCUCCCUAGCCCGAGCACCGUUCCCCGCGAUUCCACCACUGCCACCUACAAUCCAUCCUCGGAAGCCUCUCAUACCGAUAGACCACCAGCUCACGUACCCUCCACUGGCCCGGCAUCCUUUGACCCGAACGCCUUCCGUGACGAGCUCAUCAUCGUCGAGAACAGCUCAGGAGAAAGGACCAAGUUCAUGGUCCGCGAGAUUGCCUCCCUGGCACCUAACCAUAUCGACGACAGCCCCGUCCCCAUUCAAAGUAUCCGCUUCAAUCUGUUCCUGGAAAUGCUGCGAUCUCUGAACUAUGACCCGGAGCGUCAUCAGAUCUACUGGAAUGGCUCGAAGAAUGAAGAGAUCGUCCGUUCAGGGAGUGGUGUCGUCGCUGCGAUGCUGGUGGCGCAGCUUCACGAAAUGCAAAUCAGGUUCUUCCUGAGGGAGAAACGUCAAUAG